CGGGAUCGUUGGUGUGUGUUUGUGUGUGCGGGAGUUCUCCUUCCAAUGAUUACUAAGCUUUUCUGAGUGACUAAUAAAACACACUUUUUUGCUUCCUUGCCAUGUUUGGAUGGGAGUGUCCUGUGUUGGUUAUAAAGAGUGAGGUACCGAUAUCGUGAUGAGAAGCUGUUGGAUCACUGGACGCAUAGAAGAUGCUGAAGAUCACAGUGUGGCUGUGUGUCGGAGUGUUUCUAUGGGGCUCUGCAUCUUGCAACAUCAGAUGCCCUGAUGGAAGCUUAUGUCCUGAUUCAUCAACAUGCUGCCAGACUCCUCAGGGAUACGGCUGCUGUCCGUAUUUAAAGGCAGUGUGUUGUGCUGACCUGGCCCACUGCUGUCCCUGGGGAUAUCGCUGUGAUUUGGUCAUACAGAUGUGCGUGAAAGAAAACCAGCCAUGGAUUAGAAUACCGAUGGUGAAGAAAGAUGCUGUAGAGGUGCCAAGCAACCCUGAGGUGUCUCUGACCCCCUUAACGGAGGUUGAAACCAACAAUGUGCCCGACCAGCAAAAGAGUACAGUUGUCUAUUGUGACAACUAUUAUUAUUGUCCUGAUGGUACUACUUGCUGUAGACAUCCAAAGGGGGCCUGGUUCUGCUGUCCAUACUCUCCUGGAAGAUGUUGCCUGGAUGGCUACCACUGUUGUCCGUACGGGUAUGACUGUGAUCUCACUUACACUCACUGCGUCAGGCAAGGCCUGAAGUAUCCCUUCAUCCACAAACAAGCUCUGACUUCCAUCCCUGCCUCUCUCCACUCAGCACCUGAGGACAAAAGCAGCGUGCAGGAGACAGUCUUCGCAGCGCUAACAGAAAGCAUCUCCGAUGAACAGGGAGUUAUUCGCUGUGACGAUAGAUUUUACUGUCCAACCGGCUCAAGUUGUUGUAAGGGACCCAACGCCGAGUGGAACUGCUGUGCCAACUACUCCCUCUACACUACUCCCCUCCCUGCACUCACCUCUUCACACAUCUCCAACCCCCAGUCCCCCAGAGACCUUCCCUCCUCCCCGCAGCAACUCUCACCAAUCCCUGACCCAUCCACACCUUCAAUCCUCCCCACAGAGACGCCCAUCAACUCCAUCCCCCUCCAUCUCCCUCUCCUCAAGGCCUGCUUUCCUCCCUCCUCAUGGCUGCUAAAGAUCUAUGCAUACGAGCUCACAGAGCUCAGCUACAUCCACAACCUGAGCCUCAGCCUGGGGUUGGUCCCCACCCUAUGGAAGACUUCCUAUGUGGUACCUGUUCCCAAAACACUGCAUGCGAAGGAAUCGGCUCACUUUACACCAGUCACCCUGACCUCCCAUCUGAUGAUGACCAUGGAGCACCUCAUCCUCACACAUCUCCGCACCGUGAUGAGCCCCACCCUGGACCCACUGCAGUUUGUCUUCUGGCCCAGCAUCAUAGUAGAUGCUUUUAACACCAUCAGACUGGCGCUGAUGAGGAGGAAGCUGGAGGACCCUGAGUUAACCUACAAUACGGACAGCUGCCACCUCCAGAAGUUCUCCCAUGACUCGGCAAUUGUGGGCUGCAGCACAGAGCAGGACAGAAAGCGACUAAAAAAACUGGUGAGGAGGGCCACUUCUGUCCUGGGUUCGGUGGAGGAAAUGGCAGAGAGGAGGGUGCUGUCCAAGCUUACAUCCAUGGAAAACACCUUUCACCCCCUGCACCAGGCUGUAGAAGAGCUGAGCAGCUCCUUUAGUUCAAAUGUUCCACAGAUCCUGAUGGUUUCAGUUUACAGUGAAGCAAAACAGGGCAUGUCUCACCAGAAAGUGAAAAUGCUGAGGAUCACUCUGUGGCUCUGUGUAGGAGCGUUUCUGUGGGCUUCUGCAUUUUCCUCCAUCGCAUGUCCUGAUGGCUCUGCCUGCUCCGAUUUGGAAACAUGUUGCCCCACUCAUCAGGGCUACAGCUGCUGUCAUUAUCCAAAGGCGGUGUGCUGCUCUGACCUGGCCCACUGCUGUCCAUCGGGGUUUCAGUGUGAUCUGAAAGAGCAGAUGUGUGUAAAACCAUAUCAGCCAUGGGCCAGCAUACCAAUGGUGAAGAAAGCAGCUGCAGAGCUCCCAAGCACCCCUAAUCUGUCUGUAACUCCCUAUGUGGAGGUUGAAAACAACAUUUUUCCAGAAAAAAUCAAAAGCACAGUUGUCCACUGCGACAACUUCAAUGUGUGUCCUGAUGGCACCACUUGCUGCAAACACCCAAAAAGUGGCUGGUUCUGCUGCCCUUACUCUCCUGGAAAAUGUUGCCUGGAUGGCUUCCACUGUUGUCCUUAUGGCUAUGACUGUAACCACUCUUACACUCAAUGUGUCCGAGAAGGAUUGCGGUAUUUGUUCAAACAACCUCUAACCUCCGUACCAGCUUCUCUUGUUUCAGUGUCUGAGGAGAAAAGCAGCAGAAAAGAGACACCACUGACAGCUCUAACAGGAGCAAGCAGAACUUCCUUCAGCCAGGGAGUCAUUCGCUGUGAUAAUGACUUUUUCUGCCCUAAUGGUUCAAGUUGCUGCAAGGGACCAGGGGGCCCCUGGAGCUGCUGUCCCUACCCACUGGGUGCGUGCUGUGCGGACGGUAAACACUGCUGUGAGUACGGAUACCAGUGCGACCCCUCUUCCUCCAAAUGCAAAAAGUAGAUCCCCUAAAGACUACAGGGUCACACUGAAGAAAACUGAAAUCACAUUAUUCAACUGAUCUUUUAGUGGUUUGCACUGAUUUUUCAUCAUAAUUUCUAAUAAAUUGCUUACUAACCUAAAGAGUCCAUCUGCCUUGUUCAGGUUAAAGCCAAUUGAUUGCAGACGUUUGCUACACAACAAAAAACUGUAAUUGAGGUCUUUAAACUAGCUUCUUAUUUUUAUUCUGUCUUUUUAAAGCUUUUUUUUUUUAAAUUACUGUUAUUAUGAUCUGCUGUGUGAAUUAGAUUGAUGCCAGAGUCUUAUACGGCACAUCAGAUCAUUGAGCUGUUAUUGUUUAUUCUAAAAUAAAGUUCAAAUGUAUACAUUU
Cyprinodon tularosa is the source of this 3012-nucleotide messenger RNA. Its product is annotated as progranulin-like. The record is from RefSeq and is a predicted model, not a curated record. The transcript is spliced from 16 exons. Lineage: Eukaryota; Metazoa; Chordata; Actinopteri; Cyprinodontiformes; Cyprinodontidae. Gene Ontology annotation, cellular component: extracellular region. The coding region runs from base 192 to 2645 and encodes 817 amino acids.